UCAGACUGCACGAUUUUUCCCCAAGCACAUUGGCCCGGACACUGGCAAUUCAAAGAAGUCCCUCCAGUGAACGGAGUGGGAGGGCAGUCCCGGGCGUGGAAAAGCACUCAGUUGGUGGCUUUAACGCUUCACACAAAAAAGGGACCAGGAGUGUCAACAUCAGCAGCAGCCCUAAUGCUGGAAGAAGCAAAGGCAGAGCUGGAGGACGAGAGGGACCGCGGGAGAGAUGUGGAUGAGGAGCUGCAGCAGGGGAAGCAGAAGCUGCCGCAGCGAGCGACAAGGAUGAAGCCGGAAGAGGAGGAAGAUGUGCGGGAACUAAACACGCUGUUCCUCAGUGCCAAGUCCGACAUGAUCUGGGACAAGCAAGUCCUGGAGAAGCAGAUGAUCCUCGAGGAACUGACGGAGGAAGAGAAGCGCCUGAACAAGAUGAUGGAAAUAGAGCGAGAGAAGGACACGGAGGUCCAGGAGGAGCUGGAGCACCAGAGGAAGCAGGAGCUGAUGAGAGCCCAGCAGGGCAUUGUGAAACAGACGGAGCAGAAUGCAGAGGAGCGGGCAUUGAGGACUGAGGAGCUGUACCAGGAGGGCCAGAGGCAGCUGGAGCGACUGGAGCAGAUGAAAAAGGGAGGAUCAGAAGGCCUGGGAGCAGAAGCAGGAGCGGAGGGCCCACAGGACCUGCUCGUGGGAUGUCCUCGUGACGCGUACAUCCCGGUUCCAGACGAAAGUGACCGACCACCAAGCCGUCAGGCAGCACCCAAGAGACCCGCACGGGUGAGACCCAAGCAUCAAUGGUGUUUCUGUGUGAUCUUGCUGUUGGGGCUUGUUGCCAGAGGGCAAGUCAGCCCAGACCACAACCCCCAUCGGCCGUUCAAGUGGGUCACGCAACACCUUAGUAGUGACAAGGUGCUCACAGAAAUCACCACACCAAACACCCCAUCCUUCGUGCUCUGCAUCACCGACCUGUUUCCAGGACGGCCAAAGGUAGACCCCAAUUCCCCACACUCCACACACAUGUCCUUUUGGGUGGACCAUUUAGCCGAGUCAGACUUAGAUCCAAUCCUUCCUGUCAUCACUGCCUCCAGCAUUCUGCGCUGA
Molecule: messenger RNA, 1092 nt
Organism: Melospiza melodia melodia
Lineage: Eukaryota; Metazoa; Chordata; Aves; Passeriformes; Passerellidae
Product: inner centromere protein-like
Exons: 3
Coding region: 175-1092 (305 amino acids)
Source: RefSeq, a predicted model, not a curated record